Ostreobium quekettii is the source of this 1599-nucleotide messenger RNA. The record is from the annotation of a GenBank genome assembly. Lineage: Eukaryota; Viridiplantae; Chlorophyta; Ulvophyceae; Bryopsidales; Ostreobiaceae.
AUGAUCCUGUACUCCAAGGCGUUCUGGGGCUACCAGGAGCUCCUCCGAUUCUAUGGCUCCGCGAUCCCCCGCAGCCUGCCCGCCGCCUUCCUCAGCGCCGUCGUCACGCUGCUGUUCGAGUUGCUCAGCGGCGACCAGGAGGAGAUGAAGCUGUGGUUCGGCAAGAUAAAGCCCUUCCCGUACCCCUUCCAAGUGUUCGCCUUCGUGGUGGGCUUCAUGCUGGUGUUCAGGGCCACGUUCUCCUACAGGAGAUAUUGGGAAGCAAGGACUGAACUUCAGAACAUGACGGCAUUCUACACCUCGGUCGUAAUGGAGACUCUAAAUUUCGACAUGGGGAGUCUGCCAGAAGGUGCUAGUCCACAGCAAGUGCAGAAAGCCAUCACAUUUGGGGAGACUUUCAUCCAUUACAUGAGCCUCCUCCACGCGGUUGGCGUGCAAAGCUUGCGCAAGGACUGGGACUUCUCCAACAUGGUCAAUCACGAUAUUCAAGAAGACCCACUUCCCUAUGACGCCAGCAAAAUCCUGGCAAAACACAUCAGGCAGACUGUUGGGCAGCCAGAGUGCGAUGAUGAUAAAUGCGCUCUGCCCUCUUGGUGGUGGCCCUUCACAACGUUCAUCAAGAGGUGUCAAAUCCAUUUUCAGUUUGCAGACUUUGUGUUUCUGAGGUCAUCCCGUAGGGUAAGGCUGGAGUACAACAGCCGGAUGAAGUUGCCUGUAGUGGGAGGCAUCUCAGAGGAUGAGGCCGUGGCCCUGGGUUCCAGGGUGGGGUAUGUUUCAAAGACAGGUGAAUCGAGGGGUGGUGUCUUGUCCAAUGGAAUCGUUGUGCCUGGUCCUGGCGAACGUGUGUCAGUUGUGGCAGCAUGGGUGAACCAAAUUCUGCAGGACCGAAGGCGCGAAGGCGGCCUGAGAGUCCACCCUGCCAUCAUGAGCCGGGUGUUUGCAUCACUGUCCAAUGGUCUGCAGGGAUAUGAACAAGCAAGGAAGCUCGUUGACACCCCAUUCCCAUUUCCUUGGUCGCAGUUUGUGACUGCCGUGCUGCUGGUGUUCGCCGUGACCCUCCCACUGGUCACGGCUGCGUUCAUCAGGAAUACCCCCCUGGCCGUUGUCAUCGCGUUCAUAUCCACGUGGGCGCAUUAUGCCCUGAACGAAGUGUCGCAGGACCUUGAGGACCCCUUCAUCUACGAACCCAACGACCUGCCCAUGGUGCAGCAGCAGUGGAUCUUCAACGAGAAGAUCCUGGCCCUGGCAAGGACAAAGCGGCCGAUCAGCAACUUUGAACUGGGGAUGACAACUGGCCCCACGUUCAGAAAGAUGGCCAGCAGGUUGAGGACGGCCUCGGACGUGGUCAAGGCGUCAGAAUCGGGGGGAUUGUCUCGGGUGGGAGGGCCCAGCAAGGUGCGGGAGGAGGUGCUCAACUAUGGCUUGACUGCGUCCAGCGAGUUGCCCGUGUCGAUUGGCAGAGACCCUGGGCACAGCGGCGGCAAUGAAGGGCUGGUGCUAGACGACAUCUACACAGAGACGAGGCCUGGUGGCACAGGGGCUGCAGAUGGGGCCCAGGAGAACAGCGGGGAUGGGCCAGUGGACCCCCCCCACACUUAG